AGAGUACAUGGGUGGCGUAAAACCCUGAACCCUCGACUUUCACAGCUUUGUUCUAGUUGUCUAUGUCUCGUUUCAGAGUUCUUCACCGUCGAAUUGAUUCCCAACUUGGAAGCUAUUUCUUCAGUUCACAGUCUACAAAUUCCCUCCAAUUUCACUCUCUUUCUUCUACUUCUCGAAGAUCUCGAACUUUCUUGCCGGAAAUCGAUGGCGGGAUCGGACCAGAAAUUGUAGAUGUGAAGAGGAAUAUACGUUCGGAUUCUGUGGUUAACCAAGGCGCGAGAUCGGGCGGAAGUAGAAAUGAGGACAAUGUGCUGAAAGGGAGAGUGGAUUCUAAGGGGCGAGAGAAAUUGACAAGGGAGGACGCUUUGGUCCGUAAAGAGCUUUCUCCGGACAUGGAGAUGUUUGUGAGAUAUCUAUACAGGGAAGGAUAUUUUAAUUAUGCGAAUUUUUUGCCUGAUAACAAACUGGUUCUCAGUUACUUUGAAUGUCGUCAUGGACGGGAUUUUAUCAAGUCUGCAGCUGAGCGGUUUGGCAGAGACAAUCAAGAAAUUGCGAAAUGGUUGUCUGGCAGUGACUUGAGAAAGGUUGCUUUAUUUGGAUGCCCAUCCACUGCUAGAAGAGAUGUUUUUGCUGCUAAAAGACUGCGAAAAUUCUUUAGUAUCCAAGAAGACACAGUUUGUCACAAUUGCACCUUGAGACAGUCAUGCAAGUAUGUGAAUCAAGGUGUUUGGAAUUGCGGCACCAAGAAUUUAAAUUUGGCAGUCGUUAUGCAGGUUAUUACUCAAUAUGACUUGCAAGCUAUACCAAAACAACUUAUAGUACCUGAAGACAUUAAGGCUUCUGUAAGCCGAUUGCUGAAAGAGAUAUUGAAACUGAGCCCGACCGUGUCGAGGAACUAGUUUUCGCCGCAACAUACGUUGAUCAACCCCAUCCUAUACUAGAAAAUCUGGGUUUCUCUCUGGUGGGUGUUGAACCUUCAAGGCGUCCAGCUUGUUCAUACGGCAUGGUGAGUUUGUGAGCAGUAAAGUAAAUACUCUGUUUCUUUGAUGGACAUACACGAUUUAGAGUGCGUUAGCUUGCUUCAUUUUGUCACAUUGAUAUAGAACCUGAAAAUUCAGUCUAAUUAUCAUAUACCUAAGCAGUUAGGUUCUAAACUCU
Molecule: messenger RNA, 1158 nt
Organism: Cucurbita pepo subsp. pepo (vegetable marrow)
Lineage: Eukaryota; Viridiplantae; Streptophyta; Magnoliopsida; Cucurbitales; Cucurbitaceae
Product: craniofacial development protein
Source: RefSeq, a predicted model, not a curated record